AAGCGUGUCUGGUAUGCGUGUGUUUGUGUUCGAGCAUGACCUGAAGGGCCUUUGCUUUUCUUUCCCAUAAUACGUCAUUUCGGGACUGGUUCGCACAUAUCGUGUACAGUGCGCCUGGUUAUUUUUUGUGGAUUCUAUUUUUUAAGCUUAUAUUUUUCUACCAUUUUACUAACACAAUGAGUUACAAACACAAGGGAAAGGAUCGGGAUCACGAGAGCAGCAAAUCGCGCAACAAUGUCGCAGGGUUAAGCAAAGGACGCGACAAAGAGCGUGAGCGGAAAAGUGAAACGGAAGGCAAGGAGCGUUACUCGGAAAAAGGCAGCUAUAGUACGAAGGAACGGCAUCGUAGCCGGAGCCGGGAGCGUAGCAGCGAACGGCGGGAGGGUCGACGCAGCAGCAAGGAUCGGCACGGUUCCGGCAAACAUAGCCGGACGCGUGACGACAGCCGGGAGCGUGACCAUCGCAGACGGGAGCAUCGUGAACGACGCAGCCGUAGCCGCAGCCGCGACCGGAAGCAUCGCAGCAGCGGCGGAGGUAGUUCCAGCAAUGGUGUGGGUGGAAGCAGCGGAAGCCGGGAUGAUCGGGACCACAGGCAUCGGUCACGCGAACACAUGGACGACACGCGCCGUGCGGCCGACGGCAGCGGGCGCAUGGACAGCCCGGAAAACUAUGAGUACAAGAGCAUGGAGUUUACGCAGAACGUUUUAUCGACGAUGCUGCUCACGGCAGCGACCGCGAGUGAUUUUGCUAAAUUACUAAACAGUUAUAACCAACAGCAGCAGAUACAGGCCCAGCAGCAGCAAAUCCAAACGCAGCAGGCACUGUUCGAGCAGCACAACGAAAACAGCUGCUCCUCGAUCGGAUCGAAGGGUGAAAACGGAACCGGACCGCAGGCGAUAUGCAAUGGCAACAGUAGCGGUGGCGAGGGCGGUGAAUCAUCGCGCCGACGCAAGAAAAAGUCACGCUGGGCCGGUAGUGAUCACGACAAAACGUUCAUUCCCGGCAUGCCCACGGUAUUGCCAUCGACGCUCACACCCGACCAGCAGGAAGCAUAUUUAGUGCAACUCCAAAUCGAGGAAAUAAGCCGCAAGCUUCGUACCGGUGAUCUCAUGAUACCGCAAAAUCCGGAAGAAAGGUCUCCGUCGCCAGAACCGAUUUACAGUAGCGAUGGUAAGCGUUUGAACACGCGCGAGUUCCGCACGCGCAAGAAGCUGGAGGAACAGCGCCAUCAGCUGAUCCAGCGGAUGCAGUCACUGAAUCCCGACUUUAAGCCUCCCUCUGACUACAAGCCGCCAGUGAUUCGCGUUAGCGACAAGGUGCUCAUCCCGCAGGAAGAGUAUCCGGACAUAAACUUCGUCGGGCUGCUGAUCGGCCCGCGCGGCAACACGCUGAAAGCGAUGGAGAAGGAUACCGGCGCGAAGAUUAUAAUCCGUGGCAAGGGUUCGGUGAAGGAGGGUAAGGUCGGGCGUAAGGAUGGGCAACCGUUGCCGGGUGAGGAUGAACCGCUGCACGCGUUCAUCACCGCCAGCAACCCGGAAGCGGUGAAAAAGGCAGUCGAUCGCAUCAAGGACGUUAUCCGGCAGGGUAUCGAGGUGCCGGAGGGUCAUAACGAUCUGCGCCGGAUGCAGCUGCGCGAGCUGGCCCAGCUGAACGGUACGCUGCGCGAAACGGAUGGGCCACGUUGUAACAAUUGUGGAUCGAACGAGCACAAGAGCUGGCUCUGUCCGGAUAAACCGAACAUUACGAACAACAUUGUCUGCUCAGCGUGCGGCGGCACUGGGCAUAUUGCGCGCGAUUGCCGUAGCAAGCGGCCCGGGCAUGGGGGACCACCGUCGGCUGGUGGUGGAGGCAGUGCGGCGACGAAGAUCGAUGAGGAGUAUAUGAGCCUGAUGGCGGAGCUUGGAGAAGCGCCACCGCCGCAGGAAAACAAUCACGGCCAUGGGCAUGGUGGUGAGCGCGGUUCGGGCAAUGGUGGUGGUUCGCGCGGUUAUUACAAUCUGUUCGAACCACGAUCCGCACCACGUCCUCUGAUGGCCACACCGCACCAUCCGCCCUCGCUCAUGGGUAACUCGCUGCAAUCGUCAAACGCUGGCGCUGGCAACAGUUCACAUACCGGUAGCGGUAGUGGUGGUGGUGGUGGUGGUGGUGGUGGUGGUAGUGGUAGUGGCGGUGAUGGAGGUGGUGGUAGUGGUGCAGCGGGUGGUAGCAAUGGUAGUGGCAGCGGUAACGGCCACAUGUGGCCACCACUGCUACCCAUGCCACCCAUUCCACCAUCGUUGCCGACUCCCCCGCCGCCUCCACCAUCCGUUCCGUCCUUGAUGCAGUGGACACCGCCACAGCCACCGUUGCCACCGGCCGGCGACUCGAUGGUUCCGGCACCGAGCCACCAUUCAUAUAGUGGCGGGGUCGGUUCGCUCGGCUCGAUGGGCAUGGGCGGAUGGGGCAAGAGUUGGGGUGGCAUGCCGAAGGGAUUGGUACCGACGCCACCCGGACCGGCACCACCACCACCCCCAUCCAUAUCGGGCAUGCCAUCACACAUUUUGGCACCGCCACCGCCACCACCGCCCUCGUAAUAGCAAACCAUCAUACUAAUCGACUUUUCCUCCAGCGAAACCCGCGUAUCCUCCCCAGGGAGUCAUCCAAAUGCAAUCACGAUCUAUAUACAGUGAUGGACGUGCUUUGUGACUAAACUUUUUCUAUUCAUAUUUGAUGAUAACGUUCGUUUUGUGAAACGGAACCCUUUUUUCCCGUCGCAGGGAAGGUGUAAAAUUAUUAACAAUUCUUAUAACUUUUUUUUCAAAUCUCCCACAUCAUGCACACUGUUGCAUAAAUUGUAUUGAAAUUGUGCGUAAUUCAUAUAGAACACAGAAAAAAAAACGAAAAACCAAAUUAGGUCAGCACCAAGCAAAUGCAAAAGCAUUACCACUUUUACAACAAGUACAGUAACAUCUAUUUUAUAUUCUCCUUUUUCCUUUAACGAUUAAACCAAUAAUGUUCCAUAGUUUGUCCAUAGGCAAGCAGGCGGGUCACGUCCGUUUUGUGUGGUUUACUUUGGCGUGGGAAAUAUUUCAUUGAACUAUUGUCUUAAUCGUACUUGGGGAAACAAUUUAUAAUAAAAUAUCUUAGAACGAGUUAGCCGAGCGUACAACACAAAAAUGGACCGGAGUAGGCUGCGCAAGCCGUGUGUGUGCCAUCACAGAAAACGACCACACCUGCUCCUCGACGAUUCGAGGUUCAAGACAUCGAGGAACUCCGUACGCUACUACACACACACACUCACCAUAAGGAUUCUUUUCCAGUCUUACUCUCCUAGCGUGUAUAGCAUAUGUGUGUAGGUGCGUGAUUUAUGUUUACUCGUUUUACUUGCUUAAGUGUAUCUCUAUCACCCAUGUAUGGUGCCGGCGUGGACCCGUUCCGAGUGUGUAUGUGUGUCCAGCAGUGAAGUAACACUUGUAAUUCUUAGUCCCAUGUAGGACGGUGUGUGUGUGUGUGUGUGAGAUGGUGACUCUUAUGAUUAUACACACGCACAUACAUCAAGACAGCUAAAAUGUAAUCGUUUCUUCAAUCCUUUAUUGCUAACGUUAAAUAAUUUUUGUUUUCUUUCCCCACCCUCUCUCUCUCUCACUCUUUCUCUUUGUAUCUAUAUGUGCAGUGUGUAUACAUGAUUAGUAGCAGCGCUUAACGUUUAAUUUUUUGCUUUCGUGUUUUUCUCUAACGAAUCAUUAUGCGCAGGUUUUAAAAAAAGUGCCCGAGAGUGUGAGGGGAGGAGUAAGAAGGGGGCAAGUAAUUGUAUGGGGAGUUUGGGGCGGCGGUGAAACGUGAGAAUAUUCAUCUGCUUCCUUGAGGCGUGCAUGCAACACAUUAAUGUAACACUAAACUGAAAUACUUUUCCCCCAGGAUAAUUAUAUUAAUAAUAAUAAAUCAACAUUUUAGGGCAGCCAAUUUUGCCAGAUACAGUGUG
This is a messenger RNA of Anopheles stephensi (Asian malaria mosquito), 3961 nucleotides long. RefSeq names its product splicing factor 1 (gene SF1). Bases 177 to 2573 code for a protein of 798 amino acids. NCBI's taxonomy places the organism in Eukaryota, Metazoa, Arthropoda, Insecta, Diptera, Culicidae. The transcript has 6 exons. Gene Ontology annotation, biological process: regulation of mRNA splicing, via spliceosome. Gene Ontology annotation, molecular function: zinc ion binding; mRNA binding. The record is from RefSeq and is a predicted model, not a curated record. Gene Ontology annotation, cellular component: nucleus.